Molecule: messenger RNA, 874 nt
Organism: Aphanomyces invadans
Lineage: Eukaryota; Oomycota; Saprolegniomycetes; Saprolegniales; Verrucalvaceae
Exons: 2
Coding region: 79-711 (210 amino acids)
Molecular function (GO): GTPase activity; GTP binding
Source: RefSeq, a predicted model, not a curated record
CGAUGCUUCAAGCGCCUGCCGUCUUUCACGUUGUCGACCGGAAGAAGAACCUCUGCCGGUCCUGCCGCCGACGAGAUCAUGGACGAAGUGGGAAUUGACCGCAAGCUCGUCAUCGUGGGAUGCACAGACACAGGCAAGACGUCGCUGACGAUUCGAUACUGCCACAACAACUUCAACACGCCGACUGCCGCCACGAUCGGUGCUUCGUUUCUGCAGAAACGCAUCACGGUCGACAAGCACAAGAUGACGCUACAGAUCUGGGACACGGCAGGACAAGAGCGCUUCCGAUCGAUGGCACCGAUGUACUACCGCAAUGCGAAAGCUGCGAUUCUCGUUUUCGACGUCACGAAGGAAGACACGUUUUCCAAGGUGAAGGUGUGCUUGGAUGAAUUAAGAAAGCACGUCGAUGACGACGUUGUCCUGGCUGUCGUGGGGAACAAGUGCGAUCUUCCCACGUCGUUCAACUUCGACCUGGCGGAAGAGUUUGCUCGUGACAUCGGCGCAACAGCGCAUCGAACAAGUGCACAGAGCGGCCAAGGGGUGACCGAGAUGUUUGAAACGGUGUCACGCGCGCUGUUGAAGAAGCAUUUGGAGACCGAACGACUCGCAUCGUCGACAAGCAGAUCAGCAACAUCAAACUCGGAUCCGAUUCUCCGCCUAGAGCAAAAGACAACUCCACCGACCAAGUCAAGCGGGGGCUGCUGCAAGUAAGCAAUCAAGGCAUGUCACGCGCCUUAUAGAUUUUGCCGACAACGGUGGGGCGUUGGUCCAUGCGGUCGGGUACAUAGCCCCCGGCAGCCGUCGGAGUUAAUGAGUGCCCACGGAAAGGGGCCUAGAUAUACAUAAACAUCUAAACGAUACUGCGCAAAUUCCA